Molecule: messenger RNA, 2658 nt
Organism: Etheostoma cragini (Arkansas darter)
Lineage: Eukaryota; Metazoa; Chordata; Actinopteri; Perciformes; Percidae
Gene: uvssa
Product: UV-stimulated scaffold protein A
Exons: 15
Coding region: 116-2317 (733 amino acids)
Biological process (GO): transcription-coupled nucleotide-excision repair; response to UV
Cellular component (GO): chromosome
Molecular function (GO): RNA polymerase II complex binding
Source: RefSeq, a predicted model, not a curated record
AACCGGUAGUACAAACAGCUGACGGAAAUAAUAAGAUGUUAUUGUUUCGGAUGAUGGUACAUAAUCAUAACCACCACAGCUUGUUAAUGUGUGAGCGGUGUGCUGGUGAGGAGUGAUGGAGCUGUCUCAGAGGGACAGGCUGUCGGAGCUGGUGGAGGAGCUGACCACAUCAGGACAGCCCCAGCUCCACCAGGACAGGAUGAAGGAGGUCAAGAAGAUCUGCAGAGUGUCUAACGACUACAUCGAGCACGUGUACCACUCGCUGAUGUCUCAGCUCAAGCAGGAACACGCUGAGGUCCGCCUGUCGGCCUUCCAGAUCGCCUCUGAGCUCUUCUCCAGGUCUCACCACUUCCGAACGCUGCUGGUGGACAACUUCCAGGAGCUCUUGGAGCUGACCGUAGAGACGGACUCGGAGCAGCCCCUACCCCCGCCGAAGGAAGUAGCCAGGAAGCUGAGGUCACUGGCCAUCCAGACUAUCCAGUCAUGGCAGGCCUCAUAUGGCUCAGCCUAUAAGAAGUUAGCGUUGGGCUACCACUUCCUCAAACAGGUUAAAAAGGUGGACUUCCAGGAUGUUGAGGCCAGGACAGUAGCAGAGAGGAGGCGGGAGGAGGAGAGACAGAGGAAGAUGGAGAGGAUCUACAAGGAGAGAGUGGAGGCAGCCUCCAAAGACAUGGAGGAGUCGUGCCAGGAAAUAGAGGCGACAUUGACAGAGAUGGAAUCGUGCAUGAGCCUCCUACUUCCUGGGUUUGACCUUACAGACAUCCAGACAACCAAUCGCAGCCCUCCCAGCUCCCGAGCAGCCAGUGCAUGUCCAUCAGCUGAUGAGCAGCCCUGCUGCAGCAGAGACCUGUCAGAGGACAGGAGAGGAGGGAUGAUACAAGAGGAGGAGGAGACAAAGGAGAGGCAGCAUGAAGAGAGCAGGGAAGGGACGGAGAGAAAAGAGGUAGAAGAUCGUGAAGGAGAGGAGGAGGGCAGUAGUGAAGAAGAAGAGGGGCGGCCUCCUGAUGACAGUGUGUUUAUCCGACACUCCGGGCUAGUCUCCCACUCUUACAGUCUGGACCUGGACCUCCGUCCUGGUGUUCAUCUUAAGGAGACAGAAGAUAAUGAGGCAGUGGUUUCCACGAUGAUUGACCUCCAUCGACUGAUAAUAACCAAACACCUGCCAGCUGUGCAGGGCUGGGUGCAGGUCUUCACCAGGUCAGGUGCGGAGCAGCAGCUGUUAAGGAGAGCGCUGGAUCUGAAGAGGUGUUUAGAAGCUGCGCUGCAGAAACACAAAGAGCUCCACAUUGAUUACAAGACCCGGGUCCGCAGAGUGAUAAAGGCUUCUGCAGCCGGAGAGGAAGACGAUGAUGAUGAGGAUGAUGAUGAUUUCGAUGAAGUUCCAGAGAAAGAAGGAUAUGAGCCACACAUUCCAGAGCAUCUACGAGCCGAGUAUGGUCUCGAUCCAUCUCCGUCCACCUCCACAGCUCCGCCUCCUGCUACAAGACCUGGAGCUGCACCUCUUGCAUCCACCUCCACCCCCUCUUCCUCCAGGCGGCUGAAGCAACUGAUGGAUGAGGAGCAGGACCCAACAUGUGCGGCAGCCACGUUGCGCCACCUCAAACAGAGCCUGCCUCCUCCCGCUGAGUCCAGUAGCACCUCUCGGUCCGGCUCAGACCAGAAGGCUGCUGGCGCCCCGGUGGUUCCUUUUGGCCUGGACUUGUACUACUGGGGCCAAGAGCAGCCCAACGCUGGCAAGAUCCUCAAGUCGGCCUCUCAGCAUCAGUUCUGGGUUCCCAUUGAUGUGGACGAGGAGCGGGAGAACAAGGAGCUGCAGGCAGAGAGCCGGAGCAGAUACAUCUCCUUCCCCGGGAGCUUCACUCCGGUCAGCCAUCACUGCAGAGCUCCGCUUGGCGGGGGAAAGCUUUGCCAGAGACAGGACCGCCUCAAGUGUCCCUUCCAUGGGCUCAUCGUUCCUCGAGACCAGGAGGGCCGACCCUGCAGGCAGGAGGAUCGACUGAGGGAGGAGCAGGAGGAGAGGAGGAGGAGGGAGGAGCAGCCUGACUGGCGAGAUGCACAGCUGAUGCGAGAAAUCGAGGCGGCGACAGGAGAAGACCUGGGUUCUGACCGGGUGGGGAAAAAAGGGAAAGGAAAGAAGAAGAAGAAGAAAUACCCCAAUCUGAGCGACCUGAAGCAGAGCGCCAACACCUCCCGCUCCAGGCUGGAGAAAAAAGUCUUCAACAAGAGCGCCAUGCGCAGGGUAGCGGAGGUCCAGAGCAAAGCUGACAGGAGAAAACACGACAAGUUCUCCAACCAGUUCAACUACGCCCUCAACUGAGCCACACACACACACACACUGAACUGGUUUUUACUGAUGUACACCUGCAGUCUAUCAAUCUGGUUAAAGUAAUAUUUCAAACAUUGUCUGUUUGAACAGAAUGAUUUCACUGCUGUCUGAUAAGGUAUUGAGGAGAAGUACAUGUACAAUUUCUGAUACACUUAAAAUAUUAUAAUGGUAAUUCUAUUGCUCUCAUUUAUCGGCAAAAUUGUCCUCAUUUUGCCUAACUGAUGAAUUUUACAUUUUGUGUAACUUAAUAUAAUUUGUACUUUUGUUUUUGUAUGUUUUUUUUAAUUUGUGGUUGAUGUGUUAUACAUGAACAUGUUCAGGUUUGAACUGUG